UAGGUCUCGGCAAAGGGGAGGGUUGGGGAACUGGUGAGGAAGAAGGUGGAGGGACGUAGUUGGGAAGUAAGAAAGAAAACGCAUUGAACGAAGACGUUUUCGCUUCACCAACCUCCACCCGCGUUGGCGUUCGCAACCAAUAAACAAAGCUGCUGGGCGCGUGUGUGGAUUUUUGUUCUUCCUCGAGAAAGAUGGCUCAGCGGGUCCGUCGAAAUGGCUCACCAACCAGCUCAAUGAGCGGUAGUGGUAAUAGUGGUAGUAGUGGGGGAGGAGGGAGUAAUAAUGGUGGUGCUAAUAAUAGUAGCGGUAGUGGUAGCGGUGCUGGCCGGCCUCAGCCCAUGAGGGCCACCGUGCCGUUUCAGUUGAAACAGGGCAGCCCGACGAGGUGUGCUGGUGGAGUGGGGAGGCAGCAGCAGACGGCCCCCUCGCGGAGCAGCCCCACCAGGACGCAGCAGGCGGCCACAGUCACCUCGCGGAGCAGUCCCACCAGGACGCAACAGCAACUGCACCAGGCGGCGGCGGUAGCUGCCGCCGUCACCACCACCACAUCUCCUUGCUCUUCGCCCACCCGUCUUUGGACCUCGGGGGCAGAUUCUUCACGGGUCAGACACAGGAAAUCUCCAGAACAUAAGGGCUCCCCAGAACGUAAGAGCCCCAACUCUCCUGUUUGCAAAGUUGACAGAUCUCGUCAGUCUCUGGUGAGCCCUUCCAGUAAUAUCCGCCGAACAUCAUCAUUGGAUACACUUGCAGCUCCCUACCUCACUGGUCAGUGGCCACGCGAUGUGCACAGCCAUUCUGCUCCUUGCGUGAGAGAUAAAGCUACUCAGACUCCAAGUGCCUGGGCUGAAGAGAGCUCUGAAAAGAGGAAGGGAUCCCACAAACGCUCUGCAUCCUGGGGAAGCAAUGACCAGUUGAAAGAGAUCGCGAAAUUGCGCCAACAGCUUCAAAGGAGCAAACAGAGCAGUCGACACCACAGAGAAAAAGAGAGACAAUCUCCUUUCCAUGGCAACCAUGCGGCAAUUAUCCAAUCACAGGCACCCAUUCCAAAGACUGUGCUUAUUCCAGUGGCAAUUCCUAUUUCAAAGUCGACCGUUUCCCGAUUCCGUAACAGUGUUGAGGGUCUUAACCAAGAGAUUGAGCGGAUUAUUAUCAAGGACAGUGGAGACAAAGAAGAACAGAUGAUGAUUCCACAAGAUACUCCAGAUGGUCAUCGUGCUCCGUUUCCUGUACAGCAGCGAAGCAGUAGUACCCGCAGUAUUGACACUCAAACCCCAUCAGGAAUGGACCGGAGCAGUACCAGCAGCAGCCGAUCCCAGUCUGUUUCACCAACAUUCCUCACGAUCGCCAAUGAAGGCAGUGGAGAGAGCCCAUGCUAUAUUGAAGAUCUGCUAACGGAUAGCCGAGAGAAAGAAAGUGGAACUAGCUCUCCAUUACCUAAGUAUGCCUCCUCUCCGAAACCAAACAAUAGUUAUGACUUCAAACGGGAACCACCAGAAGGCUGCGAGAGGGUGAAAGCCUUUGAGGAAACUUCACCAAAGCAGCUGCACGAGAUUCCUCAAUUCUUCUGUCCAGAUAAAAAUAAAGUGAACUUUAUCCCAAAAAGUGGCUCAGCUUUCUGUCUGGUCAGUAUCUUGAAGCCUCUCCUGCCCACGCAAGACCUUACUCUGAAGGGCUCCAAUCACGGUCUCAUAGUUCCUGCUGCAGUCAUACCUACAGUAUCACUGGCACAACCUAUUCCUCUGCCAACACACAUGGAGCAAGAUAGAAUUUCAAGGGGAACCUGCAUGGGCCACCUGCAGGCAUCAGUACACCAGCAGUCAGCGCAGACUGAAGAGUUGGAGAAAUGAUCCAGUGAAGCGGGCCUUCGCUGGGAAGACCUACAACAAAGUCACAUAUCUGCAGCUCUACAACUUGGCAAUAAGGUUUCAAGCCCAGGGAACAGGCAAAGGUGGGCUGGGAACAGGGGAUGUAGGGGUUUAUAAUUAACCCAACAGCAAAAUUAAGUAAUUGCCUUCCAUUAGCAGAGUGUAGACCUUUUCACAAUGGGACGUUGUUCUGCUAUGGUGUAUGAUGUUUGGCAUACUUUUCUUUACAUGUGUAUGUUCCCCCAUUCAGGCAAGGACUAAUCUGUGGAAGGCUACAGCUUUGAACAAGGCAAUUGGACAGAAUUUUACUUGAAAGGACUACAACUGUCACUAUUUACCCCCUCUUUUGUGGAGCCUUAUCUUUUAUGGUUCCUGUUCUGUUUACAUUUAAAUAAAGAUUUUAUAUAUAUAUAUAUAUAUAUAUAUAUAUAUAUCUAUCUAUAUAUAUAUAUAUCUAUAUAUCUAUAUAUAUAUAUAUAUAUAUAUAUAUAUAUUAUAUACAAGGUUAAUAUUUCCAAGUUAAUCAAAGGCAAUUGAAAGCCUGCUUUACACUAGUGCAACACUUGAGUGCUACAGUAGUUCUGUUCUCAGGAAAUUUUCCUCAUUUCAUUUGUGCUGAUCUACAUUUGCUGUAUUAUUGGCCAAUUUCACAUGAGAAAGCCUAACCUGAUAAAGUGAAGAUCUCUCAGACAGGCCAUUACGCUGUAUGGAGUAUUGCUCUUAUGUCCAUAUUAAGACAGUAGCAGUAAUAGAAGUGGAAGCAGCGAUAGUGAAUGAAACAGUAUUAAAGCUUUUCAUUCUCUAUGCCCCUCUUGCCCUUUCUUAUCUUCCACUGAAUGUUGACUGCUGUGAUCAUACCAAUGUAAGCUGAGCUUGUGGGUUAUUGUUGCUCAAUAAUAUUUUGUCUCUCCCCACUGCCUGUAAUGAUGCCCAUUAUUGUGCUUUUGCUUAAAACUAUUCAGUGUACUGUGCCCUAAUGGAAUUUAUUUUUGUCAUGCUAUUCAGCCACAAUUUUAAAUCCAAAUGUUGAAAAUUUAAGGUGUUGAUUUUAUUUUUGGCAAUUGGCUGCAAACAAGCACCCCGAUACGUUAAAAAGCUUAAUAUUCUUGGGGGAGUGAGAAAAUAUUUGCACCUUUCUCAAAAUGUGCUGUUUUAUAGUGUGUCUGUACCCUUCUACAUCCUGCCUCCCCUUUCUACUACUACAACCUUUUAUUUGGAGGAUGUUCAGAGUGGGGGGGGUGGGGGGAACCAAAUCAAUUUCACUAUUUAUUGAACAAAGCCAUUUUUGUAUUAUAAUGUUGAAAUUAACUUUGGUUAUAAAGGUUGAGAAUGUGGGAAAUUUAACCUUGAGUGUGAAGUUCGCCUACGCUCUCGCCUCCUUAUUGAUCACUAAAACAUUUCCUCUUCAGAUGGUUGAAGCACUCUAGGCUCAUUAACUCAUUAUCUGGAUUGACAUUUUCCCAAGUAAGGGAAAGUGCAGCGAGUCCAGAUCAAAUGUGAUUUAAUUAAAUGGCAUAACAGGCCUGAAGAGUUCAUAGACGGGCUCCUGUUCCUACAAUUUGGGUGAGGAUCAGUUUUUCUAAAUUGUUUUUACACACUGUUUGGUAAAAUGUAUGUCCCAUCCUGUUGAUUAGUAUGAAGAGGUUGGCACUGAGUCACCACUUCUGUUUUCUUUUAAUUUGUGUUCAUUUCUACCUCAGCUUUUUGGAUUGUAUAUUCAUGCAUGUUGUAACUGAAGGUGCACGCAUGGAAGGCGAUUAUGCAUUUGUGAGAACGGGAGAUGCACUGUCUGGUUGCACUGCAGAAUUUGCAUGCUCCUUGUUGACAGGCAUAUGGUGUGUGCAACCUUGAAUUUGGGAGGGAUCCCUUCCUUUCACAUAUUCAGGAAGUACUGACUUCAAUAGGCAGAGACAUUGCAGGAAGUAUGCUUUUUCUUCAUAGAUCAUAAUAAUCUCACAGCCUGUGAGAUCAAACACGGUGUACUCAAAACCUUUCCUUUUCUUUUAGAAUCUUGCCACCCUUACAAAUGGAACCUCUAUUUUGAAAUUUAUUUUUAAAAUAGCAUUUGUUAUACAGCUUUCAGAGGUUGAGUAUUGUUGACCUAGGCAUUACGUUUUGUUCCAGCUGCUGUAGCAGAUUUAUUGCAGAGCUCUUUUUCAUAUCUUGAAGGUAUGAUUCAAAGUAAGAGGAAUCUACCUUUAUUAAGUAGAUAUUGUAAGUAAGUGUUAGUGACGGCUUGAAUUGAGGUGCAAGUUCUAUUUUGGAAAGAAUACGGUCCGUUAUAGGAUUUUAUCUUGGAGUAAUCUUCAGACCAGUUGCCUUGUGCAAUGAGCUUUGCGCAAUGACUGAGCUUUUGAUAAUGGUGUCUUUCAUCUUGAAUUUAAAACUAUUAAAAAAAGUUGCUCACAGCCCAGGGCAGCCAUGGAAGUGAGAAUUGUGUACUGAUAACGGAGGAAUUAGAGCAAAUUGGAAAAUAUGUGGACUAAAGUUUUGAAAAGGGGUCUCCAUUUCUCCACUGCCUCUGGUGCCUGGAUAUCAUUGCUUUAGCUUAACCUGAAUUCACCUAGUUUGAGUGUGUAUGUGCCAGCAACUCAUUGUCACCUCCUCAGACUGACAGUAGUCUAUCCCAAUAUAAUUUUUUCUUUUUAAAAGUUAACAAUUAAAUGCUUUCCAAUCUUUGGUUUCAAUUUUCGUUUCUCAUGAUUCCUGAAAGAUGGUGUGACCAAUUUCAGAAGCCUACUUCUUUAAGUUCCCUUGUGCUAUAUCAGGUCCAGUGUCAUUUGCUCAUUUUGACUUACUCAGCAUUUUUAUCAAUGUAUCCCUGCGCCUCAUCCCUCAUUCCCUUUCUAAAGAAAGAAGCUUUUGUUCUUUGGAGAUUGCCAAUGCUUUCCUUUUGUGAGCACAGCAAAUAAUCUUUUAUAAUAUUUACUGUUCCCUGAUUACUUGAGUUUAUGUCACCAUUGAGAUUGCUGAUCUCCUGCACGGUUUUUCUGCAUGUUUGCAAAUGUAUUGAUCAGAAUAUUGACAAUUUUAAUAUCCUUUGCUAUCCUGGCCUCCUGUUCUAUUUUUGCUGUGCUCACCAGUUUCUUAGCCUUUCAUUUAUUUGCCUUGUUUUGCUGUGUUGUCUGCAGUUUAUGCUAUAUGAGCUUAAGAACAAGGAGUAACUAUUAGCCCUUCAAAGCCCUUCAAAAUACACCAUAGAGCCUGCCCAAACUGCUGAGUACUUCAACACUUAUAUUUAUGAAGUGUAACUCCCAUACUUUUCACUUCAAACUCCCUUUGGUCGAAAGCUAAUGUUCUAUUAAUUGUUAAUUAAUAACCCAGUGGUUAUUGUUCUCUCCUUUUCCUUUAUUCUUGUACCCCUCCUUUAAAUGUUUUGAAUGUUCUUGUAUCACCAUUUUGGCAUGCACAUUGAUUGCUCCAUUUAAAACAACUGAACGCACUCCUUAAAUGGGUGAGGUUCACUGUUGCUAGGCUCCUCAUGCUGACUCUUGUGAUGUCAAGGAAUCUGUUCUGUGCAUUGCAAUGGACAAGCAAUAAGACAUUCCAAAUGAGUAAAUAAAUGACUACAGGACUGUGUUGGAGUGAAAUGUUUGCUGUAGCUGUUAUUAUAACUGGACCAUUAUAAUGUGGUAAGGAAACUUAUGUGAAAUGUUUGUACAUGCCAGAAAGAACCAGUCACGUUAAUUGAGCAUUUUAUUUCAGUGUUUCACCACUAAAACCUCUCUUCAGUUGGUCACGAAUAGAACAUAGAGCAUAGAACAUUACAGCACAGUACAGGCCCUUUGGCCCUCGAUGUUGUGCCGACCUGUCAUACCGAUCUGAAGCCCAUCUAACCUACACUAUUCCAUGUCGUCCAUAUGCUUAUCCAAUGAUGACUUAAAUGUACCUAAAGUUGGCGAAUCUACUACCGUUGCAGGCAAAGUGUUCCAUUCCCUUACUACUCUCUGAGUAAAGAAACUCCGUCUGACAUCUGACCUAUAUCUUUCACUCCUCAAUUUAAAGCUAUGCCCCCUCGUGCUCGCCGUCACCAUCCUAGGAAAAAGGCUCUCCCUAUCCACCCUAUCUAACCGUCUGAUUAUUUUACAUGUUUCAAUUAAGUCACCUCUCAACCUUCUUCUCUC
Messenger RNA from Stegostoma tigrinum, 5989 nucleotides. RefSeq names its product protein FAM117B-like. The coding region runs from base 192 to 1847 and encodes 551 amino acids. Lineage: Eukaryota; Metazoa; Chordata; Chondrichthyes; Orectolobiformes; Stegostomatidae. The transcript has 8 exons. The record is from RefSeq and is a predicted model, not a curated record.